Molecule: messenger RNA, 1059 nt
Organism: Chrysoperla carnea
Lineage: Eukaryota; Metazoa; Arthropoda; Insecta; Neuroptera; Chrysopidae
Product: zinc finger protein 239-like
Exons: 2
Coding region: 1-1059 (352 amino acids)
Biological process (GO): regulation of transcription by RNA polymerase II
Cellular component (GO): nucleus
Molecular function (GO): DNA-binding transcription activator activity, RNA polymerase II-specific; RNA polymerase II cis-regulatory region sequence-specific DNA binding
Source: RefSeq, a predicted model, not a curated record
AUGUCAAAUUAUUCAUUUCAUGAUGGGAAAAAUCCUGUAUUUAUCAAUGUCGAAAAUAUAAAAAUUGAAGAGGGAUUACAUACAAAUGUAACAAUUAAACAGGAGAUAACAGAAGAAAAUGAUUCUAAUUUCUCCCAAAUCGAAUAUAACCAGAAAAUAAUUUCAAAUUUAAAUAAACGAUUUGGUACUAAAGAAAAACGAUUUACAUGUGAUAUUUGUAAUAAAACCUUUACUCACCAAAGUACUUUAGCAAUACAUAGAAGAAUUCAUAGUGGAGAAAAACCUUACUCAUGUGAUUUAUGUGAUAAAACAUUUACUCAGUCAAGCAAUUUAACUGAGCAUAAACGUAUUCAUACUGGAGUAAAACCAUUUUCAUGUGAUGUAUGUGAAAAAAAAUUUUUACGUCUCGAUAGUUUGAUUAGACAUAAACGAAUUCAUACCGGAGAAAAAGUUUAUUCAUGCGAUGUUUGUACGAAAACAUUUACCGAAAAAAGUAAUUUAAACAAACAUAAAAGAAUUCAUAGUGGAGAAAAACCUUACUCGUGUGAUUUUUGUGAUAAAUCGUUUGCUCAAUCAAGUAAUUUAACUGAACAUAAACGAAUUCAUACUGGAGAAAAACCUUUUCCAUGUGAUGUUUGUGGUAAAUGGUUUCCUCGUCCAGAUGUUCUGGUAAAACAUAAAAGAACGCAUACCGGAGAAGAUCUUUUAUCAUGUGAUGUUUGUAAUAAAACAUUUAUUGAAAAAAGUAAUUUAAUUAAACAUAAACGUAUUCAUACGGGAGAAAAACCAUUUUCAUGUGAUGUUUGUGAUAAAUCAUUUACUCAAUCGAGCAAUUUAACCGAGCAUAAACGAAUUCAUACAGGAGAAAAACUUACUUGUAAUUUAUGUGAUAAUGUUUUCACUUAUUCAAGUACCUUCACUGAACAUAAACGUAGUCAUACUGAAGAAAAUCAUUUUCCAUGUGAUCUUUGUGACAAAGUUUUCAGUCGUAACAAAUUAAUUAAACAAACAGUAACUAUUGAAGCAGCCGAUUUCCGUCAAUACGAUCAUGCACAUUGA